GUGCUCCAGCCUGCAUUUGCCCUCUAACUACUGGGAGGAGUUCCGCUUUGUCUAUAAAAAGCUGCACUUUGCUGAACACUGUAACAGAACCAAACUUAGGGACCUGAUCACCCAUCCUCUGUGGAGAGAGCAGACUGAAAACAACCAUGUUUGGGAUUGGGAAGAAGCUCGCUGAGGAAGCAACACAACAAGCUGAAAGUGCUGCACAGGUGGCAGUUAACACAGUGGGUCAGACUGUGCAGCAAGCAGUGGAUCAGGCUAAGGAUGCUGGUCAGAAAGCUCUUGAUGAAGUCUACAAAGCAGCUGAAACUGGGGAAAAAGCUGUAAAAAAUGUAGCAAAUCAAGCAACUUCCUGGGGCAAAAGCUUUGGACAAUGAAGAUGAUAAUGUAACACCACCGAACUUCUUGUAAAUUUUUACUGCAUGUACUCUUAAAUAAAACCCCUAUAAUCUA
Cygnus atratus (black swan) is the source of this 453-nucleotide messenger RNA. RefSeq names its product adipogenesis regulatory factor (gene ADIRF). The record is from RefSeq and is a predicted model, not a curated record. The transcript has 3 exons. The coding region runs from base 147 to 377 and encodes 76 amino acids. NCBI's taxonomy places the organism in Eukaryota, Metazoa, Chordata, Aves, Anseriformes, Anatidae.